UAUCGAAUCUAAGGACAGGUCUUUAGUGGCUCUACAGGUUUCUGUACCGUUUAACUGUAAAGUUCAAUUCAAAUUCAGCCUCACAGACUGGGGAAAAAAGUGCUUCUUAAUAAAUAAAACGCCGAUCUGUUAACAUAUAAGAUGCCUCGAGGAAGGGUGAACAAGACUCGAGAUACAACAGCCUGCGGCAGCCCCCUGGCAGCCAGUUCACCUAUACGCACAAACCAGAAAAAGCCGGACUUGAACUCUUGCAUUCAAAACUCCAAAUCCGCUCUGAAUGAGAUGUCCCAAUUAACAAAGCACAGAAUCAAAACCUUUAAAAACUUCAUUCCGCAUAUUCGUAGCAUUGUCGGGAACAAGGGGUUCUGCAGUGUCGAUACUAUAGAGGAUGACUGUAUGAGUAUACGUGAUUGUGUCAUUAAAGCGUUCAAAAGUGGAUCCGCAGAAAAUGUACAUAGCAUAGGCCAAUCUAGUCAGAAUUCAGUGAAUGCAAUGCCACCUCCAAGAAUAGUAUUGCCCAAAAAGAAAAUGACCCGAGGAAGGUCUGCUGAACCUAAAACAAACAAAAUGUCAACUCGAAAGCUUAGAACUUCUAGAAGUUUAUCAAAAGAUAAAAAAUUAUCACCAAAUACUUAUGAAACACCGGCAAGAAAUGAGACACCAUACCAUGUGGCGGCUGUCACGCCGAGUAUAAAGUGUCAGACUCCUGCACCGAUUUAUAGAAAGCCGACAGUGGGAGAACAGGUCAUUUCAAUGUCAGGAAGCCCGCUGAUGGUACCCCUCUACUCUGAUGCCGAGGAGCCUCAGUUACACAUCCCACUAUUGGAUGGAAGGGUUUUUGCAGUCAUGCCUCAAGAGAAUUUAGAAAGUGUCCCAAAUUUUACCGAUAUCGAUCCUGGUACAAUAGAGAAGCUUAAAAGGCUUCAUCAAUUUCUCCAGGAAAAAGUGCUGAAAUAAAUUUUAUAAUAUAAUUGUAAGCAAUUAUUGUACCUAGAUGGAAACAGUAAUAACAAUUUCCAUCAAAAACUUUUAUGUCUGCAUUUAUCACAAACUUGAUAUAUCAUUUUUUUAAAUAAAUAGUCUUCACAACACAAA
This is a messenger RNA of Cimex lectularius (bed bug), 1095 nucleotides long. RefSeq lists its product as uncharacterized. Lineage: Eukaryota; Metazoa; Arthropoda; Insecta; Hemiptera; Cimicidae. The transcript has 10 exons. The record is from RefSeq and is a predicted model, not a curated record. The coding region runs from base 142 to 957 and encodes 271 amino acids.